Messenger RNA from Sycon ciliatum, 609 nucleotides. RefSeq names its product cystatin-A-like. Bases 77 to 397 code for a protein of 106 amino acids. Gene Ontology annotation, molecular function: cysteine-type endopeptidase inhibitor activity. The record is from RefSeq and is a predicted model, not a curated record. Gene Ontology annotation, cellular component: cytosol. The transcript is spliced from 3 exons. NCBI's taxonomy places the organism in Eukaryota, Metazoa, Porifera, Calcarea, Leucosolenida, Sycettidae.
CUGUGUUUGGUCACAAUCGUCUGUUUUUGCUUCGAGGAUUUAGCGCCCUUUUCUCUCUGAUCAUCUCGAUUUCAUUAUGGAGCAAAGUGCACAACGCUUGGGAGGAUGGAGUCAUCCACCGAAGGAGGCUAGUUUGGGUGUCCAAGAAAUCUGCAACCAGGUUCGAAAGGAAGUCGAGGCCAAGAUCAACGGAGGCAAGCAGUUUGGGCAGUUUGUAGCCAAAUUCUACAUCGAGCAGGUGGUUGCUGGAUUGAACUAUCGCAUCAGAGUUCAAAUAAACGACGUGUCGCUGAUUCGGAUGCAAGUGUUCCAAGGUCCCAUGUUGGACGGAGUGCAAGCUCCACCCGUGCUGGGUGAUGUCGCCGCUGACGGUCCUCUCAAUGACAAGCCAUUCUGAUAAGCCAGUCUUCAUGAAGCUCAAUACUACCAAAUGUGACGACUUGGAGACAAUAAAUCUCUUCUUUUUGUUAGUACUUUAGAUCUCCAAAAUCAUUGAUUUCACUUUUGAACUUUAGACCACAUCAGCAAUAGACUUGGAAUAUACCAUUUAGCUGCCAUUCUGUUCAACAUACCUCAAACCAUGGAAUAAAUUUCUACUAGUAGAGUGUA